This is a messenger RNA of Alosa sapidissima (American shad), 791 nucleotides long. Its product is annotated as otoraplin-like. Gene Ontology annotation, molecular function: protein binding. NCBI's taxonomy places the organism in Eukaryota, Metazoa, Chordata, Actinopteri, Clupeiformes, Clupeidae. Gene Ontology annotation, biological process: cartilage condensation. The record is from RefSeq and is a predicted model, not a curated record. The coding region runs from base 100 to 570 and encodes 156 amino acids. The transcript has 5 exons.
GUCGUUCUUCAGAUGCUGAAUAACUGAAACAAUAUUUUAAUAUUUGUUUGAGGAGAGAAUUUGGGGCAGGCAGGGCAGCACUGAUUGGUGCAGUGGGCUAUGAUGUCAUGGUUCAGCCCAUCAACUGUGGAAUUUUACAGGAAUUGGCCAUCCAUAGCAGUGGCAAAUCUCAAGAUGUCCUCUUUUGAGAGUGCUGUCCUUUUACUUCUUUCUAUGGGAUACUUAUGUCAAUCAAGCAGAACACCACUGGAGAAACUGGCAGACAACAAACUGUGUGCAGAUAUGGAGUGUUCAUAUGCUAUCUCACUGGCAAUGGCUUUGGAGGAUUAUGUUGCCCCUGAUUGUAGGUUUAUUAACUUGAAACGGGGUCAGAUGAUCUAUGUGUACUCCAAAUUACUGCCAGCAGAGGGUGGUGGAAUAUUCUGGUCGGGAAGUGUUUAUAGUGAACGAUAUGUGGACCAAAUGGGCAUCAUCGGAUUCUUCCCUGUGAAUUAUGUCAAUGAGACAUACACCUUCCAGCGUGAUACAGUCAAACUUCCAACAACUGACACAGAAUUCAUCUGUAUUUAAGAAGAGAGAGCAGAUGAUUUUCUAAAUUCUACCUCGCGCUACCUGGCUAAAAUCCUGGCGCGCCAGCAAGAUCUACGUCAUUUUGACGUCACGGUGUCGCGCUACCGGUCGGGUGCAUCGAGUAUGUAGAACGCAUUAGUGUGAUAGGUAGGGGUGGGCGAUAUGGACAAAAAAUAAUAUCUCGAUAUUUUUUGUGAUUUUGACGAUAACGAUAAUUAGUC